GAAUGUGAUGGAGCGGCAACGAAGAGCAGACGUUUAGCUAGUGACUGGGUGCAACUCGACCAGUUUAACAACACCAUCUGACGGCUGGGACGUCCAACACGACAUGCAGUCAUGAAACGGGUUCGCGCUGAGCAGAUCCAACAUGCUGUGGCUCAGUACCUGAAGAGGAGGCAGUACGUGGACACCGAGGGCUCCCUGAAGGGGGUCAGGCUCUCCCAGUCGGCUGAAGAGAUGGCUGCCAGCUUGACAGCACAGGUGGAGUCGGGCUGUACCAACAUCGUCUCUGCUGCUCCCUGCCAGUCCGACCCACAGCAAUAUGAGACCCAGUACUCCAGGCUGCGCUCCUUUCUCUCAGAAACGGAGUUAUCCUGGGCCCAGGAGGUGAGCAGCCUCCUCUAUCCAAUCUUUGUCUACCUUCACCUGGACAUGGUGCGCUGCUGCCUGAAGGGAGCCGUGGAUAGUUUUUACAGUCGUUUUCAUGACGCCUUCCUUCAGGACAGUGAACAGCGAGCUGUUGUGGAGCAGCUCCGCCAUGUUCUCACUGCACAGGAUGUUGCAGCCAAUGCCAAGCUGAGAGCGUUCCUUGAGCACAAGUACGUGGUUCAUCUGACCGAGCCGACCUAUAGCUACCUGCUGCGGUACCUGCAGAGUGAGGACAACAGCACCCUCUGCAGGGUUCUCGGCACACACGUGCAGGUGGAGGUCACUGCUUCCAAACGUACAGAUUACCAACUGUAUGGAGCCACUGCUGGGUCCACAACAGCCCCAAAUUCCACAUCCUCCUGGGCAGGUGUGGAUGGAGCAGAGGGUGGGGAGGGGAUGGAGGUCCCUGCAGGGAUCCCGCAGAGCGAGGCUGCCCUCGAUGCACUUCAGGAUUGCAUUAAGAAAGUCCGAGAGGGCCCGCCCUCGCUCACCACAGUCUGUUUUUAUGCCUUCCAUCACACGGAGCAGACGCUGAACACGGCUGAGGUCUCGCCUGACAGCCGGCUGUUGGCUGCAGGCUUUGACAGCUCUACAGUGAAGCUGUGGAGCCUCAGAGCUCGAAAACUGAAGGCCAAAUCCCACCAGGCUGAUGUGUCGCACAUCCACCUGGCAUGUGAUAUACUGACGGAGGAGACGGAGGAGGAGGACGGCUGCGGCAGUGAGAUAAAAACUCUACGAGGUCACAGUGGUCCAGUGUACCGUACCACCUUCCUGACGGACAGCUCUGGGCUGCUGUCCUGCUCUGAGGACGCAACCAUUCGCUACUGGGACCUGGGCAGUUUCACCAACACGGCGCUGUACCAGGGCCACGCCUACCCGGUGUGGGACGUGGACGUCAGCCCCUGCAGUUUGUAUUUUGCCAGCAGCUCACAAGACCGCACCGCCCGCCUGUGGACGUUCUCUCGCACCUUUCCACUGCGGCUGUACUCGGGGCACCUCUCCGACGUUGACUGCAUCAAAUUCCACCCAAACUCCAACUACCUGGCCACGGGCUCCACAGACAAGACUGUUCGUCUGUGGAGCACCCAGCAGGGGGCGUCGGUUCGCCUCUUCACCGGCCACCGUGGCCCGGUGAUGUCACUCACGUUCUCCCCCAAUGGCAAGUACCUGGCUUCAGCUGGGGAGGACCAGCGUGUGAAGCUGUGGGACCUGGCGUCGGGGACUCUUUUCAAAGACUUACGAGGACACACAGACAGCGUCACCAGCCUGUCCUUCAGUCCAGACAGCAGCUUGGUGGCGUCCUCCUCUAUGGACAACUCUGUACGGGUGUGGGACAUCCGCAGCUCCCAUGGUGGGACACCCUCUGACGGCUCGUCCAGCGAGUUGGUGGGACUGUACACCGGGAACACCAGCAACGUUCAUAACGUCCAGUUCAUGGCCUGCAACCUGCUGCUGGUGACGGGGACGGCUCAGGAGAAGACAGAACUGUAGCCGCAACAGCCGGGUGUCGGUCAGAAGGAGCGCGGCUGUUGUCACCACAUGUCCAGGUGUCAGAGUCCGACUUGGUUUACGACACCGAUAAAAGUGACAAGGUUGUAUUCUGAACUUAAACUGUUUCUCUUUAGAAACUGAACAAGAUUUUCAUUUAUACAUGAAGUGUCACCAGAUCUUGUGUUCAUUUGAAAAACCCUCGUUCCUCUUGUUCUGGAAGAGGUGCACUGUUGUGCUCAUGUAAACACGGUGGUGCUUCCUGCUUUAUGUUCCAGCACAUGUCCCUCUUAACUGGAGUCAAAUGUAAAGUAUUAUUUAGGUAAUCUGAACCCUGCAGAGUAACUCCAUACAGACAGAGGAGUUCUUACUGUACGAACAAGUUUAUUUAUUUAGCUCGAGUUAUUCGUUCCAUCAGCAGAACUUUAUUUUUCGAUGACUCUCUGUUUCUUACGCUGACUUCCAAAGUGCACAGUUAAAAAACUUUUGUUUUCAUUUGUGUCAAGGUCAAAUCUUUGAGAACAGAACAGAGUCAAUAAAUAAAUGUAUCAUUGUUGGAUCCA
Messenger RNA from Nematolebias whitei (Rio pearlfish), 2474 nucleotides. It is a transcript of the gene taf5l, whose product is annotated as TAF5-like RNA polymerase II, p300/CBP-associated factor (PCAF)-associated factor. Gene Ontology annotation, molecular function: transcription coactivator activity; protein binding. Gene Ontology annotation, biological process: regulation of DNA-templated transcription. The transcript has 5 exons. The coding region runs from base 112 to 1914 and encodes 600 amino acids. NCBI's taxonomy places the organism in Eukaryota, Metazoa, Chordata, Actinopteri, Cyprinodontiformes, Rivulidae. The record is from RefSeq and is a predicted model, not a curated record. Gene Ontology annotation, cellular component: histone acetyltransferase complex; nuclear protein-containing complex.